Messenger RNA from Closterium sp. Naga37s-1, 2565 nucleotides. The record is from the annotation of a GenBank genome assembly. NCBI's taxonomy places the organism in Eukaryota, Viridiplantae, Streptophyta, Zygnematophyceae, Desmidiales, Closteriaceae.
AUGUUCUCCGCCGUAUCACCUUCACUUCGCAUGUCUGCUGCUCGCCUGCUCAGCCGCACACCCAACCCCUUGGUACCAGGUAUCAGUUUCGAUGCCUGCGCGGACAUCCCUCCUGCUUGCGCGGACGAUGCUGCUGCCUGCGCGGACGACAUUGCUGCCUUCACAGAUGAGUAUCGCCAUCCCUCUCCUCAACCUCCUCUGCCUUUGAUUUUUUCAUCAUCCAUCAUUAUCUCGCCCACGCAUUCCUCAUGUCACCCCACCUGCUCGCACCACACUCAAGGGUUCCCCCAGGUCUUAGGUUUCUCUGGACCCGCAUGCAGCGACUUGGCGGGCCGUAGGGCGCUCUUCCUUGGCUGCUCCAACCCGACCGCCUCUCACACGCUCCUCCCAAGAGACAAGAUGAGUACCUCCGCUCCUUCCCUCUCUGCCUCCGCCUUUUCUUGCUUAUGCAAUGUACCCUCUGGGGUUGGUGGUGGUGGUGCUGUUGGUGGUGACGGCGGUGGUGGUGGUGGUGGUGGUGGUGGUGGUGGUGGUGGUGGUGGUGGUGGUGGUGGUGGUGGUGGUGGAGCACUCCUCUCUGUGAGGAGUGGUGGUGGUGACAUGCCAUGCCAUGCCAUGCAGUGGCACUGCUGGCUGGCAGUGAGGGAGUGGCACCUAGCCUCCUGGAUGGAGGCGGCGGCGACGCGAGAAGCAGGCAUGGGGUUCGUGUCGAGCGUGCUGGUGGGGUUGGUGAUCGGCGUGGUCAUCAUGUACGCCUGGAACUACUUCAUGGCCGUCCGCCAGGCCAAGAGGAACGCUGUGAAGAGCGACCUGAUGGCGGUGCAGGGAAUCGGGUUGAACGAGCUUAAAGCCAUCUGCGGGCCGCUCUGCCCCACCUGGGUCAAGUUCACCGAAUACGAUGAUGCGGAUUGGGUGACGCGGAUGCUAUCGGAGCUGUGGCCGCACAUCAACAAGGCGACGAGUCAGGUGGUGCGCGAGACCAUGGAGCCAAUACUGGAGGCCAACCGCCCCUCCAUCGUCUCGUCCAUGACCUUCCACAAGUUCGAACUGGGCAAGGACCGCGAGAAGGCGCCGCACAUCGAAGGCAUCAAGCUGCACAAGACGGGAGCGGAGGAGGACCAGGUGAUAAUGGAUCUGCUCAUCUACUGGCAGAGCGACGCCUCCAUCGUUCUCAACAUCAAGACUGCUGCUGUCACGCUGCAAGUGCAGGUCAAGAACCUGGUGUUCCGGGCCACGCUGCGCCUCAUUUUUCAGCUGGGCGAGCAGAUGCCCUGCAUCGACGCUGUCGUCGCCUCGCUUCUGCGCAAGCCGCGUCCCACGGUGGAUUUUGUACUCAAGGCGGUGGGGGGAUCGCUGGCCGCCAUUCCAGGGCUGGAGAAGCAGAUCGACAGCACGGUGGCAUCGGUGCUGGAGUCGGUCAUACUGUGGCCGGAGCGCAUCGUCAUCAAGCUCAACCCGGCCUUUGAUGAGAAGUUGCUGGAGAUGAAGUAUGAGGGCGAGUUGGUGGUGACGGUGGUGCAGGCAGAGGGGGUGAAGAACGUGGAUACACUGGGCAAGUCGGACCCGUACACCACAAUCUGGCUCAACCCGAAGCACAUGGCCAAGACGGGCGUGUGCAAGAACAACCUCAACCCCUCGUGGAACGAGACGUUCCUGCUGCCUGUCGAUGACCCGCACACCGCCGAGCUCACUAUUAAGGUGGAGGACGAUGAUGUGAUGCAAGACUCGGAUCUGGGGUGGGCGCUGUUCCCUCUUGCGGACCUGAUGGAUAAGAGCGAGCCGUAUCAGGUCACCCUCGACCUGCUGCCCCGCCUGCACGACGACAAGCUGCUGGGCAAGGACCACAAGCUCGGCCGCAUCACUCUGCUGCUGGCGUAUCGUGAUUACUCGGACGAGGAGAGGGACAGUGUGACGGCAGCAGAGAAGGCACGUGGGCCGCGCAUAAAGGACCACAGCGUGCCGGCCGAGCAGGCCACUGCCGCCAUGGCUGCCGCUGCUGCCGACUCCGAGAGGCGCGUGCGCGAGGCGGCUGAACGCGCCCUCAUGACCCCCAGAGUAACCAUGGCGCGGCGCUCGUCUGAGGUGGGACAGAAGUCUACUAAGGUGGUGGAGCAGUCCCAGAGGAGCAGCUCUGAUGCAACAGAUGAUGCUCUGCCUGUCUCCGUUGCUCCUGGCGCCCCUGCUGCUGACGCCCCUGCUGCUGACGCUGCUGCCACUGCUGCUGAUACCGCCCCUGCUGCUGCUGCUGAUGAUGCUGAUGCUGCUGCUGCUGCUGCAGCACCACCAGUGGCCCGUGCGGCGCCCAGCUUGGCACGGUCCAUGGGUGACCUGAAGCACCGGGACAGGGAGGGCGCUCUGCAAGUGUCCAGUGACGUAGAGCCCACGGACUCGGACGCAGCAGCAGCAGGAGCGGAAGGGGAUGCUCCGCUCUCCCCUGCGCUGUCGCCCGGCCCCGAUGGGAAGCCCAAGAGGAGGAGUGGGGCGAUGGGGUUUAUGAGCAAGGUGGGGCAACUCGGCAGGAAUGUGAAGUCGGGCCUUGAGGGAAGCAUGUCUCCCAAGGAGUAA